This is a messenger RNA of Prunus mume (Japanese apricot), 771 nucleotides long. It is a transcript of the gene NDHL, whose product is annotated as inorganic carbon transport protein-like protein. NCBI's taxonomy places the organism in Eukaryota, Viridiplantae, Streptophyta, Magnoliopsida, Rosales, Rosaceae. Gene Ontology annotation, molecular function: oxidoreductase activity, acting on NAD(P)H, quinone or similar compound as acceptor. The record is from RefSeq and is a predicted model, not a curated record.
UUUUUUCAAUUUUAUUCGUUAAGAAAUUCCAUGCAUUUUCUGCCAUGAAACUGAAUUCGUAAAGAUAAGAACACGCACACAGAAAGCUCUAAAAUGAGCUGUUCAUUCACCUUCCAAAUUCCCCAGGCUUUGCCUUCUCUUAGCCAUCCACGACGUACUUCUGUCACAAUCACUUCUCAGCACAGACAGUCCUAUGAUCCUAAGCCUGAAGAGACAGUCAUCACAAGCAUAUUUCAAAACCCAGCUGACUAUUUUCACCUAAAGAAGUCUAGUCUGGCAAUUCAAGUUGGAGCAGUUUUGGCCACUCAGAUUGAGCAGCCUGCAUUUGCUGUCACUGGUGUCAACUUUGAGGAAGAUUUAAUAUGGGUUUUGAUACAAUCGGGAGUUAUUGCCUUCUGGUACUUCCUUCUCAUGCCACCAAUCAUCAUGAACUGGCUUCGGAUAAGGUGGUAUAAGAGAAAUCUCUUAGAGAUGUAUUUGCAGUUCAUGUGUAUCUUCUUGUUCUUCCCAGGUGUACUUCUUUGGGCACCAUUUCUGAACUUCAGGAAGUUCCCAAGGGAUCCAUCCAUGAAGUACCCUUGGUCAACGCCGGAAGAUCCUGACCAAGUUAAAGCUGGGUUUUUAAAAUACCCAUUUGCUGAACCCGAAGAUUAUUCAUGAAAAUGUAAAGACAUCCUAUGACAGGACAUGUACAAUUUAAUAAUCCUAUGCGUGGCAAUGACCAACACAUGUAAACUACUUUGUUAAGGUUUAUAUAUCUAUCUGUGCAUA